AUGAAUUUAGGGUUUCUAAUUGGAGUUCUCGGCGUCCUUAUUCUUUCCCACGCCGCUUAUUCGACAAUCCAAUAUAGAGGACUGUUGAAGAUCACGGAGGAAGAGUUCUCCGGACCGCCGUUGAAUGUUGUUCUGGAGCUGAUCAUUGGACUAGCUCUCUGUAUGUGGGCUGCUUUGACUUUCCCUGGGAAGUUUCUCUCAAUCCACCCAGAUUCCGAUGAGAACAGGGCGGUGUCUUUACCAGAUAACUCGGAUUUCAUGAUAUUCAACCACCGUGGCCGACUGUUCCCACCACAGAUCGACAUGAAGUUUUGA
This is a messenger RNA of Microthlaspi erraticum, 315 nucleotides long. NCBI's taxonomy places the organism in Eukaryota, Viridiplantae, Streptophyta, Magnoliopsida, Brassicales, Brassicaceae. The record is from the annotation of a GenBank genome assembly.